CGAAACGUUGAGUGUCUAAUUAAAUAGAAACAACAUUUUGGUGUUAUUAGAUCGUUUAUUUCUAGUAUUAAUUAAAGUGUGCAAAAUGUUUAUAAGAGAUCGCUGAAACAGUGAUAAUAAUUUAGUAUGAUGCCAGUACAGUGUUACUGACGUAAAUAACAUUUGUAGGUUGAGUCAUCAUGAACACCAAUGCAAAAGACACCAGUUAGACAUAGAGGAGUUUGCUUCUGAUUUUGAGUGUUACUAGAUGUGGUCAGCUGUUGUGACAAAAGAAAUUUCAAAUACCGGUCUGUACAGAACACUUAUAUAUCUGCAGGCUUAUCGAAGAAGAUUCUGCUUGAAAUCACCAAGAUUUAAUUUUAAUAAUAAAAAAAAGAAAUAUAACGGAAUUCACGUGACACUGUUGGUGCUGGUAGCGCAUGGGUGAACGAGUUUCUCGAGUUAUCAGGGAACUCCUCGAUCUUUGUCAAAGCCUCUUUGUUAGUAUAUAAGCCUGGCAGAGAAACCCUGCGGAAUUGAAUGAUGAGAGUUCCGGAUGGACUUGAUGUGCAAAGUCUCAAAACGUGAAAAUAAUACAAAGUGCUCUGGAUGGUUUCAUUAACACUCACAACAUGGAAAGAUCUGGAAAGGAACAUGAAAUAUUCUCUUUAGAGUUCUCAGCAAUUUGCUAGAUCAGGCUUUUGUUAUGGAGACACCCGUGUUGAAAGUUCCUGGGGACAUUACUUUAUUCCUCCAAGCAGGGUUGGUGAAAGAUAUUGUUACUGUAGAUAUCAGUGAACUAAACCUGAAGACUCUCAAAGAUGUGGCAUGUAACUUUAUUGAUAGGAAGUUUCCUGAUCAUGGCUUAAAUCGCCUGAAUGAGCGCCUUAUUCUAUUUCGACAUGAGUACAGUUCAGAAAACAUGCUACUUCCAAUUAAUGCAGCCUCAGAUGUCACAGAAAACACUGUUGUGGAAGUUGUUCUGUCAGUAAACAACCCAAGUGAUGAUGUUCAGAUCCGACCACAUAGCUUAAUGGUACACUCAUACAAGUCUCCCAAUUUUUGUGACUUCUGUGGAGAACUAUUAUUUGGUUUGGUUAGACAAGGACUCAAGUGUGAAGGGUGUGGCUUAAACUUUCACAAACGGUGUGCUUAUAAGAUUCCCAACAAUUGUACACACACACGUAGACGUAGGUCUUCAACAUAUCUCUACCCCAGGAGUCCUACGGAGUCUCUACAGAGAACAGCAAGCAGUGGACCAAUAUUUUCAGAUGAAACUUCUCUGUUUCCAGUUUCACCAAAUAAAGAGAAGAAAUCAUCGGUUAACAUGGGUAGGCCACCUUGGGUGGAUAGAGAGCUGGCUGGAAGAAUUAGAGUCCCACAUACAUUUGUUGUCCAUUCGUAUACUCGACCCACACUGUGUCAGUAUUGUAAAAAGCUUCUGAAGGGCCUGUUUCGGCAAGGCAUGCAAUGCAAAGAUUGCAAGUUAAAUGUUCAUAAGAGAUGCAGUGAAAAAGUCCCCAUGGAUUGUACAGGAGAGGCACCAAAAGAGUGGCUAGAAGGAGGAGAAAGUGUUGAAAGUGAAAAUGGCGGAGAUAGUCUGGAUGGAGAGAAUGAAGCUGAAAGAGUUGAUGAUGAGGACUCGGAUAAUGAAAGUAAGACAUCUUCUGAUAAAGGAGAAGAUGCUAAACUUCCUCUGAAUGGUACAAGCAGCAACAAUAUUCCCCUGAUGAGGAUAGCACAAAGUGUGAAACAGACCAAACAGAAAAGCUCAAAGGUGCUCAAAGAAGGCUGGAUGGUACAUUACACAAAUAAAGACAGCAUGAGAAAACGACACUAUUGGAGGUUGGAUACUAAAGCAAUAACAAUGUUUCAAAAUGAAAUAGCUUCCAAGUACUAUAAGGAAAUCCCACUGUCAGAAAUAUUGUCCAUUGAAACUGCAAAGCAUCCACUAAAUACUGAAUCAUCUAGAUCCUGCCAUUGUUUUGAGCUUCGAACAGCCAAUUUAGACUAUUUUGUAGGGGAAGAACCAAACAGAAACCACGGCUGGGAAGAUGUAAUUCGGCAGGCUCUGAUGCCAGUGACAGUAACUCAGAAUAAUCGUGCCUCAAAUCAAACAACAGAUGGAGAGAAGCAAGUAGAAAAUGUUGACCAUAGUAAUAAGGACAUAAGCCGUAUGUAUCAGAUCAUACCAGAUGAAGUUCUUGGCUCAGGGCAGUUUGGUAUUGUGUAUGGAGGUGUGCACCGAACGAGUGGGAGAUCUGUCGCCAUCAAGGUAAUUGACAAAACAAAACUGCCAACUAAGAAAGAAGCCCACUUGAAGAAUGAGGUGAUUAUUCUCCAGAAUAUUGACCAUCCUGGAGUUGUUACUAUGGAGAAGAUGUUAGAGACCCCAGGCAGGAUAUUUGUCAUAAUGGAAAAACUAAAAGGAGAUAUGCUAGAAAUGAUUCUGUCAAGUGAAAAGCGACGGUUGUCUGAAAGAAUCACAAGAUUUCUUGUGUAUCAGAUUUUAAUGGCCUUGAAACACCUACAUUUCAAGAACAUUGUUCACUGUGACCUUAAACCUGAGAAUGUUCUGUUAUCUUCAGGUUCCGAUUUUCCUCAGGUAAAACUUUGUGAUUUUGGAUUUGCCCGAAUCAUUGGUGAAAAAUCCUUUAGGAGGUCACUAGUGGGAACCCCUGCAUACUUAGCACCAGAAGUAGUGAGAAAUAAAGGAUAUAACAGAUCUCUGGACAUGUGGUCAGUUGGGGUCAUUGUUUACGUCAGUUUAAGUGGAACCUUUCCUUUCAAUGAGGAGGAAGACAUUCAUGAUCAGAUCCAGAAUGCUACUUUCAUGUACCCACCUAAUCCAUGGAAGGAAAUAUCAGCCAGUGCUAUUGACCUGAUACAGAACUUACUACAAGUGAAAACAAGAAAAAGGUACACUGUUGACAAGUCUUUAUGUCAUCCUUGGUUGCAGGAUUAUCAACUGUGGUGUGAUUUACAUGAACUGGAAGCACAAGUGGGCUCUAGAUAUUUAACACAUGAAUCUGAUGAUGCUCGUUGGGAUGUCUACCGACAAGAACACAAUCUCCCUCUGCCAAACUGUGUCAUGUUGUCUCAAGAGCUUCAACAAAGGCCUACCUCUGGCAACCAGUUUUCUUCAGACUUGUUAAACCUCCCAGAAGAAGUGACAUCUGUGAAGUUAUAAGAAAUGGUUUGAAUGUGACAAUUGUUAUGAUAUACAUAUCUAGGGACGAGGGAAACUGCUUUGCUCUGUUCCUCAUGUUUAUUAUAUCAAGAUGUAGGGUUUAGAAGAAGUUCAGAAAAUUCUGUAUGUGGGAAGAAAUAGCAGUUUAAGUGCCAAUAACAACCCUUAGUUGAUGACUGUGUAUGCUGAAUACUUAUACUAGAUGAAAGACUCCAAUAUAAUUUCUGUUUCUUUCAUUUUGUUAAGCUGCUAUAUACGCUUGACUUGUGACAACUAGAAAGUUACUGGAUACUAGGUCUGGGGUAUGAGAUUGAACUUUGAUAUUUGAUUAAUAUUUACAAGCACUGUAUUUUUAUCAGUUUUAUGAUUUUUCCAUCAUAUUAAUUUUUUGUUGUUGAAUAUUUGUACAGGCUUUUAAGUUUACUUGUUGAAGCUAAUAAAAAUUAAGGUUAUUAGAAGAUGUGUAACAAUUCACAGUAUGAUUAAUGCCAAAAGAACAAGUACAAAUAGACAACAGGCCCUGUAACCAGCACGUGCUUCAUCUUACAUUUCAUUAUUUAUACUUAGGUAAAAAAAAUCUGUAAGAUAACAGAUAAAUUUACAUUAUAUUCUUGCUAACAUCUAAUGAGAAACUUUAACUUUUAAAGACUUACUUUCAUGUUAAAAGUUUAGAUUGAUUAUUAAUUCAUUAGCUAAGUCAGUGUGAGUUAUGUAGCAGAAUUUAAAAAAAAUGUUUAUUGGCAAAAAAGUAUAGAAAAUUAGUUUUAUAAUGACUAAUUUAGAGAUGCUGUAUAUUUUUUAACAUUUUCUCAUGACAUGAAUACAAUAAAAUAAGUUUAUUAGCACGGUGGUAAUAAAUAGCUGAAAUAUUUUAUCACCUUGCCAGAUCAGGUCUAGAUUUAAAUCAAAUAGGUAACAUUUGCAUAGAAACUUUAUUUUGGCAAAUGCAGAAAAAAAACGUUUCUAAUAGAAUUAUGUUAAACAUAUACAAGUAUUGUUAGUUUAUGUUUUGUUUUAAAAACAGCUAAAAAUAUUAACAGUCACUCCUUGAAGCAUUACAACAUAUCUGAAACUGUUGUUCAGAGUUGGUUAUUUGGCUUAAAAUUUGUUAUACUUUUGAAAAUGUUGGAUAUAGCAUCCAAAAUGGAUUUUUUUUUUGCUAGAAGAGGUAAUUUAAGGCUCUCAGUGGUAUAAAUGUUUUCUAUAUAGUUUUUAAGAAUUUGACAAAUACUUUAGUGUGAUGUUGUAAGACAAAUUAUAACACUAGGAUGAAUGUAAAAAUAAUAAAGUAAAAUGCUUUCUUUAGGUCUAUAAGAACAGAAAACCAUGUUUAAUAUUUAGCUUAGUUUCUAUCCUUUAUAGUAAUUUUAGAUCAAAUUAAAAAGGCAAAAUUGUAUAUUUCAAAGUGUUGAAACAUAGAUCAUGUUGUAAAAUAUGAUUUAAGUGGUCAGAUUUAAUAUAAUUUUAAUACCUUAUUUUACUGAUAGUUGUUAUUCUUGUUUAACUUCUACUUUGUUGAUAGCUUUCCAUUUCUGAAAGUGAGAUUUUGAUAUAUGUUUCUGAGUUUUGGACCAUUGUUUAUUUUAAGGUGACAAUCAUGUAGAUAAGAAGGAUUUGAGUGUAAUAUAAAAUAGUGAUUAAUGUUGUCAUACCUUAUGUGAAAGACAAUGUUACAUUCAUCAGAUAUACUGUAUACUAGAUGAUAUGAUCUUCUUUAUGCUGUUGCCUUUUUUAAAAGUCUGGAAUUUAUUACAUUCCCCUGUUUUUCUGUUUGUGUAAUGAUAAUAAUUGUUGACUGGGGGGGGGGGUCAUUGUUGAGAAAAAUUUUUCAAGGUAUAAAAAAUUUUACACUUCAGUUAUUAUAUAGCAUUUUUGCAAUGCACAAUAUUAAACCUCAGUAAGUUGCAUAAUUAUAUUUCACUAAUACCUGUGAUAAAUUAAACGUUCAUUUAGUCUUAUCUGUUACUUUGAUUCUUUGCCACAUUAUAUAUGUAUUUCUCAUUGCUAGGAAAAGGAGCCUGUUAAUCUGCAGUAAGCAAACAAAUUCAAAAAUGAAAUCUUAAAGUUCUAAUUUAUAACCCUAAGGAAAUAAGUAGUUACUGCAUUUGUAAACAUACUUAAGGAAGUCACCUGUUGUGGUUUUUACUGGUAUUGAGAUAACUGUGUAAUCUUUACUUUUUAGUUUCAAAUAUGUGACCUAAGAGUUGACCAAUUGUUGAAACUUAAUAGUUGCAUGCGAGUUUAUUAUGCUAACGGCAAUUUAAUGGUGAGAAUAAUACUGAUCUAUGGGAUCUUCUGUGCCAGUAAAUCUGCAUUCAUUCUUGAGAGUUGAAUUAAGGUGAAAUGUUAAGAGAAUGUGUUGAAUAAAAAAGCUGCUCGAAGCUGUUGGGGUGGGCAGUAAUUUAAACUAAACAAUUCAGCCAAUUUUAGUCACUUGUUUAAGAAAUAUUGUGGCUUCUUUAGAUAUAAAGAAAAACUGUACACUCUAAUGAUGAUCUAUGAUUAGUGAUUUUGUCCAGAACAAUAUUAUUUGAGCAAGAUAUUGUUUUUAUUUUAGUGUCUCAUUGGUUAAGGUAGGAAGAAUGUAGCACACAAAACAUUAUGAGGAGUUCACUAGGGAUAAUUAACUUUUUGAUGACUUUGAAACCUGUUUAAUCAUUAUAAAAAUUGGUGAUGAAUUUCAAGAAAAUCUCAUGUUCUACCACUAAUAUUUCAAAUUAUCCAUCCUCUCAAUAACACUAGGUGUGUGAUGAACAUGUAUUAAAUUAUAGACUAGUUAAAUGAAAGCUAGAUGUAGCAUAGUUUUAACUGACUUUAGCUUAAAUAUCCUAAAGUGAACCAUGUUAUCUACACAUUUCAUCAUGAUAUGUGAUGUUAAGUGUCCAAAACAUUAACACCAUCGUAUCUAGACAUGUCAUCAUGAUACCUGGUGUCAAGUAUCCUAAAUGCUAUGCCAUGUUAUCUAGACAUGUCAUCAUGAUACCAUAUUAUUAGGCAUUUCAUCAUGAUACCUGGUGUCAAGUAUCCUAAAUGCUAUGCCUUGUUAUCAAGACAUGUCAUUAUGAUACCACAUUAUUAGGCAUUUCAUCAUACCUGGUGUCAAGUAUCCUAAAUGCUAUGCCUUGUUAUCAAGACAUGUCAUUAUGAUACCAUAUUAUUAGGCAUUUCAUCAUACCUGGUGUCAAGUAUCCUAAAUGCUAUGCCUUGUUAUCAAGACAUGUCAUCAUGAUACCAUAUUAUUAGGCAUUUCAUCAUGAUACCUGGUGUCAAGUAUCCUAAAUGCUUUGCCAUGUUAUUUAGACAUGUCAUUAUGAUACCAUAUUAUUAGGCAUUUCAUCAUGAUACCUGGUGUCAAGUAUUGUAAAUGCUAUAUCAUAUUAUUUAGGCAUUUCAUCAUGAUACUUGGUGUGAAGUAUUCUAAUCAUUACAGAGUUUCUAGUAUUCUACACUAUAUUACAAUAUAUUGUAUCAGAUAUUAAAAUAAUUACACAUUAGUACCUAGUACCAAAUAUCCAAAACACUUCAUCAUUAUACACAAUGUCAGUUAUUCUGAACUCAUUAUGCAUGGUGUCAAGUUUCCUAUGCGGUUUGUCAUGAUGUGUUUUGUCCAGUGCUAUGGUAUUUAAAAAUAAUUGAAUAAACUGACCUAUUUUGGUGGUUGGGGUCCAGCUUGAACAGUAGCAAGGUAAGCACUAAAGGUUAAGUGAGAAGGGAGUAAACACUAUGUUCCCCAAGUAAGAAGUGGAUAAACAAGCUUUACUCUUGCUUUCCUUUGACUGCACCACUGAUGAUUUUAUAAAAUUUUCUAUAUAGAAUGCCAUGAUAGCAACUGUCUAAAAUCCAAGACUUGGUGUUAAAUAUUUUUGAAACAGUAUGAAAUAUUAUGUUAGAUAUGUUCUAGAUGGUUCAUGAUACUGUGAAUCAAAUAUUCUAAACUGUAUCAUGAAGCCUAGUCUCAAGUAUAUAGUAGAUACUACAUUAUGAUACUUGUUGUCAGUUAUAUCUUUGGCACUGCUUCUUCACAUUGCAUUUCUGAGCAGAUUACAGACUAAAACUAUUAUUUACAGCUAUUUUAUGUCUGUCCUGCACGGUAUUAUAUUUUGUACAGUGUGUGGAGAGCACAGUAAAGACUGUAUUUAUAAAAAUUUUAUCAGGUGGUUUAGUACUCUGAUUGAUGUGAACAAAUGAGUAAUUAACCACAAAGCUAUGUAUAUAGGAAGAGGGCAGCUUUGGGUUUGAUAUUUAUAAAUUUGGCUUAACAUGGUUUGCUUUAAAACAUUAUACAAAGUAACAAAUAACGUUAUGUUUCUGUUUGCCAGAACUUUUGGAAAAGCCUCCAGCUAAACUAGUAAAACAGUUUUCACAAUAAAUUUGUAUUUUCCCCAUCACUUAAUUAGAAUUGUAUUUUUUAUCUCAGUUGCUUGUAUUCUAUUGACAGAUACUUAAGGUAGGUUUCAAGUUAUGUUUUCUCUUUAGUGCAACAUGGUUGCAUUCUAUAAAUUUGUUGAUCAUCUUAAUUCCAAUUUUUUGAGGAAAACCAGUGUAAUGCAAGUUAAAGAAACACAUUUAUUAUGCAUAUGACAUACUGAUGAUUAGUUCUAACUGUGAUGAUUCUGCACACUCAUGUAGAUAUAAAGAGGGGUUAUCAAGUUUUGUAGAGAAUUUGUUGUAAUACUAUAUGUCUCCACAUUUUAUGGCAAAAUAAAUGUUUUUAUGAAGUAUUGAA
Molecule: messenger RNA, 7895 nt
Organism: Limulus polyphemus (Atlantic horseshoe crab)
Lineage: Eukaryota; Metazoa; Arthropoda; Merostomata; Xiphosura; Limulidae
Product: serine/threonine-protein kinase D1-like
Exons: 24
Coding region: 686-3169 (827 amino acids)
Biological process (GO): protein phosphorylation
Molecular function (GO): protein serine/threonine kinase activity; ATP binding
Source: RefSeq, a predicted model, not a curated record